GAUGUGGACCUCAUCAUGGGGAGGGGCCUUGGCAGGGCUCCAGUGAUCGCUUGGUCCCAUGACAGGGAACGUUCUGGAAACGCCUGUAACAUUUGCUCUGAGAGCUUCUUCCUGUUUUGCAUAGGGCCUUUUUGCCUUCGACAUCCUGAAAUCACAGAGCCGCUGUCGGUGUGGCAGCACACCACCAGCUUAGAAAACAGGAAAGGCUUGGGCCCCAUGCUGAUCGAGUUUAACAUUCCUGUGGAUCUGGAGCUCUUGGCAAAGGAGAACCCAGAGAUAAGGAUGGGCGGCCGUCACACCCCCAAGGACUGCCUCUCUCCUCACAAGGUGGCCGUCAUCAUUCCAUUCCGCAACCGGCAGGAGCACCUCAAGUACUGGCUGUAUUACUUGCACCCAAUUCUGCAGCGCCAGCAGCUGGACUAUGGUAUCUAUGUUAUCAACCAGGCUGGAGACGGAAUGUUCAAUCGUGCGAAGCUCCUCAACAUUGGCUUUCAAGAGGCCUUGAAGGACUAUGACUACAACUGCUUCGUGUUCAGUGAUGUGGACCUCAUCCCGAUGGAUGACCACAAUGCCUACAGGUGCUUUCCACAGCCACGACAUAUUUCUGUGGCAAUGGACAAGUUCGGAUUUAGCCUACCGUAUGUGCAGUAUUUCGGAGGUGUCUCUGCUCUAAGUAAACAACAGUUUCUUACCAUAAACGGCUUUCCUAAUAACUACUGGGGCUGGGGAGGAGAAGAUGAUGACAUUUACAACAGGCUGGUUUUUAAAGGCAUGUCCGUAUCUCGCCCAAAUGCUAUGGUUGGGAAGUGUCGCAUGAUCCGCCACUCCAGAGACAAGAAGAAUGAACCCAAUCCUCAGAGGUUUUCCCGAAUUGCACACACGAAGGAGACCAUGAAGUACGAUGGUUUGAACUCACUCACCUACCAGGUGCUGAGCGUAGAGAGGUACCAGUUGUAUACCCAGAUCACAGUGGACGUUGGGACGCCAAGCUAGCGUUUUGAUACAAAGAAGAGACUGAAAAUGGCCAGGGACCUCUGCUGUACGCCUCUCUGCUGUCGGGCUGGUCCCUCUCACGUGUACAGUCUGCGUAACGGGUCCCACGGCUCAUCAUCCAGACGCCUUUGCAGGUGACCAGGAGGAGCGGAGCAUUUUGCCUCCAGCUUGGCCUGGCAUGUGGCUUCUUCACAGUGCAAGGUGUUGGUCACUGUAGAAGCUGUCAGCGUGUGGGGCUUCUCGACGUGUUCACAGGGUCACCCCAAAGCCUCAGAGCUGCACACAGCUGAAAACUGGUGACCGUGGGACUUGGUCCCAUUGAUGAAACUGCUAAAUUAUUAAAUGGGUAAGAAUUUUGCUUUAAAUUGUGACUUUUAAAUUGUGACUUCAUGAAAAAUUGGAGACUGCUGCUAAAAUUGAUUGGUAUGAUACCUUUUGGUUGUCGAGUUUUAACAGGAAAGUUUCCACCGGUCUUAUAUGAUGUCCCCUCCCCCACCUUCUCCCGGUGGUGUGCAACUAUUACAAUCACUGUGUGUUGUGUGUCUUUUCAGAAAAAAAGGAUUUUAAAACUUGAGCCUUGAACCUUUUCCUGCUUGUGAAAGAAUCCCAAGGCAACUUUAGCCAUCAAAGCAAAGGUCCUGGGUAUUGUCACUCACAGUGCCUGUCUCCAAGUUGUCUGAUUUUUGAAUGUAAAGACUUUUUAAAAGAAGCAGCGUGUAGUAUUUUAAAAAAUCAAGUUUUAAUUAUGGUGUAGCUUGAUUUUUGUGUUGAUCCAAAUUUGCAUAGCUAUUUAGUGUUAAGUCAUGACAAUUUAUUUUUCUGGGCAUGUUAUGUAAACUUGAAUUGACUAUGUAUUUUUUAUUGUGUUUUAAAUAUGGGAGGGGACUGAACUUGUUUUAGGAGAAAAAAAAAAAUGUAUGCUGUAAUGGCCACAAAUGGGCCUUUUGAUUUAGCUGGCAGGCCAGGUUUUAUGAAGAGCAAAAUCACCUUUGGGUCCUUGAUGUGGGUAAGGCCUUCUGGCCAGCGUGGUCCUGCCAGACCUCUGGGGCAGAGACCCGGGAGCCAGGCUCAGCCUGCUGGGCAAGCACGCCCCACUCCUCUGACUGACCCCGUAGGGCCCCAGGCUGUGGGGUUGUAAAUAACAGUAGUCAGGUUGUUUACGCCCCCUCGCUCUCCCGAGCUGGAGGGAACCUGUGCUCCAGGCAGGGACUGCGCCCCAGAGCCUCUGCAGCCAUACUGCUCGGCCGCCCUGCAGUGCCGGUUCUUCUGCUCCCUGCCCUGCCUCGCUCCUUCCUUCCUCCUGUCCCCUUCAGUUCCUUUGCCUCUUGCCCGUUCCCUAGAACUUGCCUGUGGCACUCAGGGUCAGACGGCCUAUUCGUUCUCCAGCAUGACUGUGCCUUUUAAUUAGUGAUGCAGACCCACACCCCCGGCUCCUCCUGGGAACUCUGGUGCCUGAAGCCUCCCAUUCCCCCUCAGGGUUUUACAGGUGCUCCCACCCCUGUCACGCUAACCCACAGGGGUCCUUCACAAACCCACCUCUCCUUGGGUGAGAUGGCCGGAGGCACUCCGACCACAGAAUGCCUUCCCCAGGUCCAUCCUGGGCUCAGGUCCUAAGGCUCGGCUGCCUGUCCUAGGGUUGAGCCCUUCGCUGUGGCAGCCAGGACGCAAGCCACUGCCCUCCUGGGCCCAGCCCUGAGUGAGGAGCUGAACGAUUGCCUGGGCCCUACCGACCUGUGCCUUUAUCGCUUCGAGCGUCUUGAUGCUGACUUGGUUCUUUUUCCAGAAGUCUUUGUUUUGGUUAGAAGUUACCUUCCUCUGCAGAGCAGGCAGGCCAGUGCAGGGCGUUCCUCCCUCGGUUCCCCACGCCUUAAAAUGUUAUUAUUCCAACUUGGACUGACUGCACUGAGAGAGUUGAGAUAAACGCAGAGGCCUUUCUGUCCCUGAUCCUGACUUUUCCAAAGUGCCUUAUAAAGGAAACAAACGCCCUGAAUGGUGAAUUGUUACCUCCUUUACUCUUGAAAUUCUGCAUUUUUUGUGUGUAUUUUUUUUCCUGUUACAGCUUCAUUGAUGUGAGUAUGUGGUUCAUUCUCAGAACCAAGGGAAAUUCUGCUUCACCUGUACCCCCUGCGCGCCGACUUCCCAGCGCUCUCGGGGCAUCCCCAGGCCCAAGGUACAGGGGUUUGCCCAGCCCAUGAAAUGCUGUGGGUCUGGGAUCCUCACUGGACAGUCCUGGUCUGAGAGUGCAGGGACGGGAGUUACUGUCGUGGAAGUGACAUGCGCUGUGCUUUUCCCUGCCUGUCCCGGUGACCCCCUGUGAAGCGGCCUUUGGGAAAGAUCAAAGUUGGCACGGGAGGGUAAAGGAAGCGCUGUACUGGCCUUUAGCUUGACCAGGGUUUCUGCUGAGCACUGGCCCGGGUAUGGAGUGCCUCACACAACCAGGAAACAACUUCCGUGUUCUCGGCAUGCUGUGCUGUGUAUUUUUAUGUCUCACAUAUGCAAGUGUGUGUAUUUACUGUGGGGGGCAAUAUCUGAUCAUGGUGUUCAGAACAGACAACUGUAUUUUUGCCUGUGAAAUCCAGUAAUAUAACACGAAUAAAUGACCCUAUCUUUGUAA
Molecule: messenger RNA, 3607 nt
Organism: Chinchilla lanigera (long-tailed chinchilla)
Lineage: Eukaryota; Metazoa; Chordata; Mammalia; Rodentia; Chinchillidae
Gene: B4galt1
Product: UDP-Gal:betaGlcNAc beta 1,4- galactosyltransferase, polypeptide 1
Exons: 6
Coding region: 16-993 (325 amino acids)
Biological process (GO): protein N-linked glycosylation; carbohydrate metabolic process
Molecular function (GO): beta-N-acetylglucosaminylglycopeptide beta-1,4-galactosyltransferase activity; cytoskeletal protein binding
Source: RefSeq, a predicted model, not a curated record